CAAAGUUAAUUAUUUACGCGAAAAUUUUCACUCAUAUCAACAGAAAUUUGUAUCAAAUUUGCGAAAAAUCCGUUUUUUAAUCGGAAAACUGUACAAAAUACCGUUUUAUACCAACUAGUUGUGUUCACUAAUUUAUAAAUCUAUUAAAAACCUGAAAAUGACCGAGCAACCUCCAGCGCAGGACGACCGACGGCUUUGGCUGGGCAACCUGGACAGUCGCAUUACCGAGUACCAACUAUUGAAAAUUGCGCAAAAAUGCGGCAAAAUUGAGAAGUUCGACAUGCUGUUCCACCGGUCCGGACCGAUGGCCGGCUAUCCGCGGGGGUACGCCUUCGUGACGUACGACCGGCAGCAGGACUCGGAACGGGCGCUGGAGAUGCUGAACGGCAAGCAGAUCGGGGACAAACACAUGGUGGUGCGCUGGGCCAAGAACGUCAACCGGGACGAGAUGGAGCGGGCGAAGCCAAAGAUACAGAUUCCGGCGCUGGCCGGGGGGUCAAAGGCGGGCGCCGGGGGACCUGUGAGUCAGCAGACCAAGAUUCAAGCGUUGGAGGCGAAGCUGAAGAUGAUGGAGAGCAGGUCGGACGAUCUGAUCAUCAAUAAGAGCGUGGUUGGGGAGAGACCGAUCAUCGAGCGAUAUCAGUAUAAUAAGAACGCGCCGAACCAGCAGCAGCAGCGGUCGGAUUCGAUGAAACAUCGGCAUCAUGGGCCGGGUCGGGGAGGGUCGCGCCCUGGACCGUACAAGUCGACGCGGUUCAAGUAGUGAGCGCGGGGGGAGUUUCUUUCCGGCGGUUUUAUACAACUUUUCAAGAUCUGCGUGUGUGACGACUUUUUUUUACUCUGAGACAAACUUAAGGUUGCUGGAAUUACAAACUACUCUCAAGCAACGUGAACUAAAACGAA
This is a messenger RNA of Culex quinquefasciatus (southern house mosquito), 903 nucleotides long. Its product is annotated as probable RNA-binding protein 18. The transcript has 3 exons. Lineage: Eukaryota; Metazoa; Arthropoda; Insecta; Diptera; Culicidae. Gene Ontology annotation, molecular function: RNA binding. The record is from RefSeq and is a predicted model, not a curated record. Bases 158 to 763 code for a protein of 201 amino acids.